AUGCUCUCUACCAGGCUUGUGCCUUUACGUCGUUCAGUGAAUAUGGUUUCUCGUUCUGCUGUCAGUAGUAGUAUGACGCUUGGUCUACGGGCCAAUUCGACUGGGGCUAAACUUCCUCCUCCAUAUGUUGAGGAUAUUUCAAAAGGUGCUACCUUUCGAUUCCAAGAUUCUUUGCCAAAAUUACCGGUACCAACUCUUGAGGAGACUGCUGUUAAAUAUCUUCGUUCAGUAAAGGCUAUUGCCAGUCCUGAACAAUACUCCAAUACUGAAAAGGCAGUAAAAGAAUUUCUUAAACCAGGUUCUCAAGGUCCAGAAUUGCAAAAGAAAUUGCUGGCUAGAGCCAAUGAUCCAAAUGUUAAAAACUGGCUUUCUGAAUGGUGGAAUGAAGGUGCUUAUAUGGCCUACAGAGACCCUGUAGUCCCCUAUGUCAGCUACUUUUAUUCUUACAAAGAUGACAAGCUACGUACUAAUCCUGCCACUAGAGCAGCUGCCAUUGCCACUGGUGCUUUGUCGUUCAAGAACCAAUACGAUACCAAGACUCUAGAACCAGAGUAUAUGAAGAAACUGCCCAUUUGUAUGGAUCUAUACCAGUACAUGUUCCACGCAUGUCGUAUUCCCGUAGAGGGAGCUGACCAAAUGGCUCAAUAUCCUACUGACAACAAUACGCAUAUUAUUGUCAUUCGCAAAAAUAGAUUUUUCAAGGUUCCUUACAUUGUCAAUGGCAAGCAACUUAGCACUUCAGAACUUGAGUUAGAGUUCCUUAAGAUCUACGACCUUACCAAGUCACUUGGUCAUGGACCUGCUAUUGGUGCUUUGACCAGUGAGAACCGUGAUAAGUGGACCAAAUUCCGUCAGCAAUUACUUGCUGCUGAUCCUAAGAAUAAGGAGUCACUCAAACAGAUCGAAGCUGCUGCUUUUGUCAUUUGUUUGGAUGAGGGAGCUCCUGUUACCAGAGAAGAGCGUGCUCACCAAUAUUGGCAUGGCGACGGUCAAAACAGAUUUUACGACAAGCCUUUGCAAUUCAUUGUUGCUGACAAUGGAGCUGCUGGUUUCAUGGGUGAGCAUUCCAUGAUGGACGGUACUCAGACUCACCGUAUCAACGACUAUCUUAACGAUGUUAUUGUUAACAAUAAGAUUGAAUUCGGAACCAGCACUGAAAACAGUAGCAGUCACAAACCCGAAGAAAUCACUUUUGGUCUCAACUCUGAGGUCGAGAAAGCUAUUUCUGAGUCGAUCCAAGAUUUUAAGGAAGUUAUUGGAAAGCAUGAAUUGUCUGUCUUUGCCUACAAGGGCUACGGAAAGGGAUUGAUUAAGAAGUUCAAGACUUCUCCUGAUGCCUAUGUUCAGAUGCUUAUCCAAUUGGCUUAUUACAAGUAUCAAGGAGAGUGUCGUCCAACUUACGAAUCUGCUGCUACUAGAAGAUUCCAAUUGGGUAGAACUGAGACUUGUCGUUCCGUGUCUCUUGAAUCUGUCAACUUUGUGAAUACUUUUACUAGUCCUACAGCCAGCAACGCUGACAAGAUUGCUGCUGCCAGAAAGGCUUUUGAUAGCCACGUCAAGUAUAUCAGUGAUGCCAGUGCUGGCAAAGGUGUCGACCGUCAUUUGUUCGGUUUGAAGAAGCUUUUGUCUCCUAACGAAGACGUUCCUGCCAUCUUCUCAGAUCCUAUGUACACAUACUCAUCGUCAUGGUUCCUUUCGACCUCUCAAUUGUCGUCCGAGUACUUUAACGGAUACGGAUGGUCGCAAGUCAUUGACCAAGGAUUUGGUCUUGCCUACAUGAUCAAUGAGAACUCGAUCCAAGUUAACAUUGUCUCCAAGGGUCUAGGCUCUGAAAAGAUGAGACACUAUCUCGAGGAGGCUGCUGAUGAGCUCGGCGAGCUCUUCUCCAGCGAGCUCAAUCAAUCCAAAUUGUAA
Messenger RNA from Sugiyamaella lignohabitans, 1914 nucleotides. RefSeq names its product carnitine O-acetyltransferase CAT2 (gene CAT2). Bases 1 to 1914 code for a protein of 637 amino acids. Gene Ontology annotation, cellular component: mitochondrion; peroxisome. Gene Ontology annotation, biological process: carnitine metabolic process. The transcript has a single exon. NCBI's taxonomy places the organism in Eukaryota, Fungi, Ascomycota, Dipodascomycetes, Dipodascales, Trichomonascaceae. The record is from RefSeq and is a predicted model, not a curated record. Gene Ontology annotation, molecular function: carnitine O-acetyltransferase activity.